UAACGCACAGCUUAAGAAGACGGAAGAGAAGCGAUUUGUUGUUUUAUUUUGUCGUGCACAAAAUGGGGACUUUUGUCUGCUCCGUCUGUAUGGUGGGGCUUCUGGUCCUAUUGCCAGCCUCGUCGGCUAAUCCCGAUGUUUUCACCAGUGUCUUGGGAAGCACCGCCUCAUGCCACAAAUCAUGUGAAAUGACCUACAGUUUGCACACUUAUCCCCGGGAAGAGGAACUCUACGCCUGUCAGAGAGGAUGUCGUCUUUUCUCCAUAUGUCAGUUUGUUCGUGACAGCGAUGACCUGAAUCAGACCAAAUCGGAAUGUGAAUCUACAUGUCAUGAGGCCUACACCAAGUCGGAUGAGCAGUACGCAUGCAAUUUGGGCUGCCAGAAUCAGCUUCCAUUUGCAGAGCAACGCCAGGACCAGUUGGAAUCUAUGUUGCCCAGAAUACACAUGUUGUACCCUCUGGCUCUGGUCAGAGGAUUUUGGGACGACGUCAUGAGUCAGGCCCACAGCUUCAUCACUUCCACAUGGACGUUCUACCUCCAAGCUGAUGACGGGAAAGUUGUUAUCUUUCAGACUGAGCCUGAGGUCAGCUUUUUCCCCUCAUUCGAGCUGGAAAAAGAUGUUAAAAUGGAGCCAGAGAGCAGCUCCCCUGCACUUGGCACCAUAGUUUUCAAAGAUUACCAACGCACCUUAAUCCAGCAGAGGGACCGAGACAUGACUGGAGAUGACACCUAUUAUGGAGAGUACAACUUUUUCAGCUGUCUGUCAAGGAACCCUUGGCUACCAGGUUGGAUCCUGAGCACAACUCUCAUUCUGUCUGUGUUGGUCCUGAUCUGGAUCUGCUGUGCCACCGUGGCCACUGCUGUCAACCAAUACGUACCAGCUGAGAAAUUGAGCAUUUAUGGAGAUGGAGACGAAGCCAAAGAAAAGAAGCUGAUACCAUAUCCAGCAUCUUCCCUGCUGAUCAUCACGGCAAAAGAAGAAGAGGCCGGACCUCUGCCACACAAGGUGAACCUGGGCCAAACCAACAUCUAGUUGGCUCAACUGUGCUGCAGAAAAGGGAUGUGCUUCUUAUGUUCGUGGAGGAAGUGAAGUACUCACCGAAUAUUUUGUAUCCUGGGUGUGCGUGUCGUCCCUCUUGUGACGCUUUUAAAAAUUGGAACAAUGUGUGUUUUCUCUGUAUAUACUGUAGGUAUAAUUGAGGCAUUAUAAUAUUUUGAUGGAAAUGUAGCUCAAAUAGGUUUGGGGCUUCUCUGUAGUUUACAAGUAUCCAUUGGCACUGUGUGUACUUUAUUAAAAGUUUAAAUAAAUUGCUCAAGGAAAACUGAAAUGAGUCGUAGGUAAAAUCUCAACAUUGAUGCGAAAACUGUGCUAAUGUUGCAGACACUCUUCUGCUUCUUUCUACUGCCAUGAUAACCUUACUGAAUUUUAAAUGGGAUCCUGUGCUCUUGAUUUUAAUGAGUGAUGAUGGUACAUGCAACAGGUAUUUUCUAUUUUGCUGUCUCUUGACAUAAUGAAGACCUAAAAUAAAGUGGAGUGAAGUUGUUGAA
Molecule: messenger RNA, 1549 nt
Organism: Cynoglossus semilaevis (tongue sole)
Lineage: Eukaryota; Metazoa; Chordata; Actinopteri; Pleuronectiformes; Cynoglossidae
Gene: tmem59
Product: transmembrane protein 59
Exons: 8
Coding region: 63-1034 (323 amino acids)
Biological process (GO): positive regulation of autophagy
Cellular component (GO): lysosome; late endosome
Source: RefSeq, a predicted model, not a curated record